UCCAUCUAUUCCAUCUGUCGCCCCGUCUCUGCUGCUAGUUUCAAUUGCCUGGGCAGGGCCGAAACUUCCAAGAGGACGUGCCUUUGUUCGCCAGGUCCCUUUUUGCUGCCGUGGACAGUUCUACCGGAAUCUUUCCUUCAUUCGGGUUCAUGGCGCCCGCAGCGCUCGGUCGCUUGCUCAGCGGCGACGGCAGCAUCCGCAAAGGCCUCAGCUUGAGGCGGAAGAAUGCGAAAGCGCCGCGUACACUACGGCCGCAAGACCCGACGCUUCCUUGUCCGAUUGCGAAGAUAUCCGAGGACAUCAUCCUGCAUAUCUUCGAGCUCGUGCACGCAGCCAGCCCACACAGCGCGGCCAAUCUGGCCCUGGUGCACCCGCGCUUCUACCGGCUCGCCCGAUACGUCCAGCACCGCUGCGUGGACAUCGCCCUGAGCACCACGGAUGAAGCGGCGGCUAAGCGUCUCGAUCUUAUCGAGAAGGAGGGCCUACUACCCGCCAUUCAGGAGCUCCGCGUACGCGGUGGCAUCCGCGACCUCAACCAGCAUUGCCUCUCGCGGCUGGCGGCUAUGCUUGCGGGCAUGACGGCCCUUCGCUCUGUGUUUUGGGAGUCCGGACCCAUUCCUACUCUUGCGCUUGAGAAUCUUCGCAAGCUGCCUUUUCCUGUGCAGCUCCAUGUCCGAGUCGAAAAGAUACGCGGCGGGAACCCAGCGGCCGCAGAGCUUCUUAGCGCGCUCGCCGGUUAUGAUGCCCUGACCUCGGUCACGCUCGAGGCAGGGUACACAAACGCCGGCGACUGCCUCCAUCUGACACGGCCACUCAAGAAGCUCUUGCUCAGCUGCCCCAACCUCGUCAAUCUAUCCAUCGACCUGCACCUCCCUCGUCAAGGCUGUGUCGGUUAUUCCCCGCCGGACGAGUAUCCCGGUCUCGGCUUCUCUCGCGGUGAGCGGCCACUCCGGCCGUUGGAGUCUCUGACCAUAUAUGAGUACCCGUGGGGGGAGGGGGUCGUACGCGGUCUCCCCCACUCCAUAGGCUAUCCAUGCGAGGGCCGGGAAAUGGAUUACUGGGCCGCCAACUUUGACUGGUCAGCGCUGCGGCGGUUGGCGCUCAUUCCACCGCCUACCCAGAUCAUGCUUUAUAACACUUCACAGCCCUGGAUCGCGAAUACGCUGGCGCCGAGACUGACGGCGCUGCGGGAGGUCAGCUUCACGGUGGUCGACGACCCUUUCGGCAACUCCGUCCGGACAUUUUUCGACCAGGUGCCGUCGACACUGGAGGACAUCAGCGUGCCCUACCUGGACUCCAUCGGCGUCGCGUGUCUCGCCCGGCAUGCGCCGACCCUACGCAGACUCGCCGUGCACCAGCCCGGGGGCCCCUCCAGCCCGAGCGGCUGGGAAGAGCAUCUCCUCUCGGAGGCUGCCCUAGAGGAUCUCUCUCAGACAGUCCCGCACCUCGAGGAGCUAGGCAUCGACAUGCUGCGAGUCGACGGCGACUGGCCGCGAGGGAAGCUUGACUUGCUGGCGCGGUUCCCCCGCCUCCGCGCCCUGGAGCUGUGGUUCGACUUGGGCAACGGUCCGCCGCAGCCCGCCCUCACGGCAUCGUCCGCCGCGCGGCUGUUCGCCGACCUCCGCCGCACCUGCCCGGCUCUGCAGCAGCUGCGCAUACAUUCGGGCUUCCCCCCACAGCCGAAGUUGGGCUUUCCGGCCUCCUUCGGGCCCUCUUAUACAGAGUACAACUCCACCAGCUUCACGUGUCGCGUCGCCGAGGGGGACGGCGAGGCUGUGGCGGAAGGGGUCGCCGUCACCAGUCCGAAGCUGAGCCCGCGGCUGAAUGCGCGCAUGUGCCGCAUCCUCAAGGGCAAGGAGAAGCGCGAGGACAUCCCUGAGCAGCUGAUCGCGCUGCGGGUCGCCCUGGAUGGGCCGCUGCCGUCUGCCGACUGGGAGCGGUGGGCGGAGCGGUGGCGGUGGCCCUCGCUGGACCCGCCCGACAGUGGCAAGAAACGCGGUCGCUUGUCGAGGCUAUGGCAACGGUGAAGACGCUCGGAAAGACUUGGUGGCAUCACUCCAAUCAAGAAGAGAACGAUUUGGCUGUUCUGUUUCGUUUUCUGUUUUUUGCUGAUGAAUCUCAACUACGAAGACAACCUAUUGAAAA
Molecule: messenger RNA, 2145 nt
Organism: Thermothielavioides terrestris NRRL 8126
Lineage: Eukaryota; Fungi; Ascomycota; Sordariomycetes; Sordariales; Chaetomiaceae
Exons: 1
Coding region: 150-2027 (625 amino acids)
Source: RefSeq, a predicted model, not a curated record